AUGGACAAUGUCUUGGAAGACAUGGAACGGGAAUCCAGUGGCAAAUACGACUGGAAACAUAUCGUGGCGCACUCUUUUGGCAUACAAAACGCUGCACACUACUUCGGCAUCACGAUUGGUCCAAUCCUGAUUCUGCCGAUUCCGUCAAGAAGUGGACUUGCUGCUAUUGGUCUUUUGCUCGCAGGCCUUUCGUUUGGCAUCGCUCUGCUCUGGAUCUGGCUUGUCAAAGGCGAAGAUGUCUCCAAUUCGGCUGAAAACGAGUCUGAAAUGGAUCAUCGUCUUGGGUACCGCACCUUCACAGCACACAGUCGAAUGUCAAAUUGCCAGCGAAACAUGGCUCAGUUAUAUCACAUCACGUCACGGAUAUGCGAAAGCCCUCCCAAAGAACCUUCGAAUCUUGGCUCCGGCCUGGGUGAAGACGAUGUGUCAAUCUCUCUCAGCGGCAAGACCUCUGCGGACGAGAUGCCGGCUAUCAAAGCAGGCAACCCAGGACUGGAGCCCGAAGAAGAGGUCAAGGUCAUAAUUGUAGGCGCUGGCAUCGCCGGCUUGCGUGCUGCCUCUGUUCUCCAGCGGCAUGGAGUCGAAGUCGUGGUACUGGAAGGCCGUGAUCGAAUCGGUGGACGCAUACACACCACCAGGAACGAACAAGGAGUGCCGAGAGACAUCGGCGCGGCUUGGCUUCACGAAACAUCUCAGAAUCGAUUGGUUAAACUCAUCUCCUCUCUCAAGCUCGAUUAUUAUUACGAUGAUGGCCUCCCAUUAUACUACACAGAGCAAGGCCGUGCCGGAGCACAAUUCAAGGCGAAGAAGGUUGCCGACGAAUUUGCAGACCAUUGCGAAUGGUUCUACGACACACAUCCCGACGCUCCCGACCAGAGCGUGUCUGAUUUCAUUAACAAAUUCGUGCAAGAACAUGAACUCAUCACCAACGAUGAAAGAAUGUGGGCUCCGAUGGCUGUGAAAGAAGUCGAACUUUGGCUUGGAACUUCGACCGAGUUUUCAAGCUCAAAACACCUGUCAUACUUCAUCACCGAGCGAAACUUGUACAUGAAAGGUGGUUACGAUAACAUUGUGAAAUGGACGGCUGAGUCGCUGAAGCCGAAUACUAUCACCCUGAAUCACAUCGUCGAUCGAAUCUCCUGGGCCGAUGCACAAACACCAUGCGAUUCAAGGCAACCAUGUGCUGUUGAGUGCCAUGACAUUCAUGGAGAAUUAUCCACCUUCCAAGGCGAUGCGGUAAUAUCGACACUGCCCCUUGGUGUUCUUCGCCAUGGACUGGUCGCCUUUGAACCAAGCCUUCCGGACGACAUGCAGCAUGCUCUUACCAAAUUCAGCUACGGAGCUCUCGGCAAAGUGUUCUUCGAGUUUGCUGAUGUGUUCUGGUCGAAGGACAACGAUCAGUUCAUGUACUAUCCAACGCCGCCACUCGCAGUUGAGGAUCUGUACUCCACCUCCGCAGGUUCAGACAGCUCGCACUCUAGCGAAGUGGACAGCAUCCUAAACUACGCCACCGUCACCAUCAAUCUUUGGAUCAUGACUGGGAGCAAAGAACUCUGCGUUCAAGUAGCUGAGCCUUUGACCCAACGCAUAGAGGCAAUGACGGACAAGAGAGCACUUUACAAGUUCUUCGAGCCGCUGUUCCGCCUGCUACGCACCGAGCCAUACAAAGCUUUGCCUCGACUGUUGAAUAUCGAGACGACGAAGUGGACGCAGGACCCACUUGCCGGCUUUGGCUCCUACUCUGCAGACAAAGUCGGCGACGAGCCAGAACUGAUGAUGGAUGCCUUGGAAAAUCACAAAGACUCCCGACUUCAGUUCGCCGGCGAGCAUUGCACCAUGGUCGCAAACGGCUGUGUUCACGGUGCUUUCGCAACGGGCGAGACAGCGGCAAGGAACCUGCUCCGCACUUUCAAUAUUGAGUAUGACGGUGGCGACUUCGUCAGCAUCGCUUGA
Messenger RNA from Zymoseptoria tritici IPO323, 1953 nucleotides. RefSeq lists its product as uncharacterized. Gene Ontology annotation, molecular function: oxidoreductase activity. The record is from RefSeq and is a predicted model, not a curated record. The transcript is spliced from 5 exons. Lineage: Eukaryota; Fungi; Ascomycota; Dothideomycetes; Mycosphaerellales; Mycosphaerellaceae. Bases 1 to 1953 code for a protein of 650 amino acids.